AUGAGUUUUCAAACAGCAACGCAUUCUCAGUACAACAGCAACACGCCCACGGUUGGCGUCGGUAUGUGGACCGAAGAAGAGCAUGCGCGCUUCCUUGAAGGUGUCAAGCUCUUUUCAGAUGGACCAUGGAAACGCGUAGCUGCCUACGUUGGUACGCGCAACGUGCGCCAAACCAUGACACAUGCGCAGAAAUACCGUCUCAAAGCUGCUCGACGACUCCGUGAGGCGCAACGCAAACAGGCGGCGGCCCGACAUGGUUUACAAAACACAUGUCGAAGUAUUGCGGUUACUGUCGACUCUCCGCAUGCACGACGAUCACUGCAAUGCCCAUCUGGUGGUGGACUUGGACUAGGGUCGUGCUCGAAGAUGCGUUUACCUUGCUUGUGCAUUGAGAAGGAUUGUCCGCACGUGGACGACUCCAGUAAAAUCUACAUGUCUAUCGCGGAUGCGAUUGAAAUCCUCGACUCCAAGACGUCUUCAUAUGCUGACUCACCGGUCUCUACAGAUGACAAUCUUGAUAACACGUGGCUAGAUGCCAGUAAGUACCUCAGUUUCGGCAUGCUCGGAAAUGAUGAUCUCGUUCCAUUGGACACUGCAGCUGGUGAUUCGCGUGAAUUCCCAACGCUUGAAGAUUGCGCUAGUGAACUACUAGAGUUGCUCUUUUAA
Molecule: messenger RNA, 666 nt
Organism: Peronospora belbahrii
Lineage: Eukaryota; Oomycota; Peronosporomycetes; Peronosporales; Peronosporaceae
Source: the annotation of a GenBank genome assembly